AUGUUGUUGGAAAAACCUUGGCUACAAAUUUCAGAAGAUAACACUACUGGAAGCCAACAACGUGAUAAAGAGUUCUGGCGACGAAUUAGUGCAUACUAUGAAAAAAGCAACACGUCAAACGUUGCAAGAACUGAAGCCAAUCUCAAAAUGCAUUGGCAUUGCAUGAACCCAUUUGUAGUUGCAUUUAAUCAAAUUUAUAUAGUGUUGAAAAUUCAACACCUCAGUGGAUGGUCUGAGGAUGAUCUCAAAAGUGCAACUUUUGAGCAUUAUCAUGCUAGAUAUGGUGCUGAUUUUAGGCACGAACAUAUUUGGCAUAUCGUUAAAAAUGAACAGAAAUGGAAAGGUUCAAGCACUGCAUCCGGGGCAUCUAUGUCUUCAUCAAAUACAAAAUCUUUCAUUAACCUGGAUAAUGAUGAAGUUACAACUCGUCCAAUUGGUUGGAAUGCAGCAAAAAAAAGCAACAAAAGGGAAAGCUACCAAUUCCACUUCUUCAUCUGGUAA
Lactuca sativa (garden lettuce) is the source of this 501-nucleotide messenger RNA. RefSeq names its product glutathione S-transferase T3-like. The record is from RefSeq and is a predicted model, not a curated record. NCBI's taxonomy places the organism in Eukaryota, Viridiplantae, Streptophyta, Magnoliopsida, Asterales, Asteraceae.